Xenia sp. Carnegie-2017 is the source of this 11292-nucleotide messenger RNA. RefSeq names its product KICSTOR complex protein SZT2-like. The transcript is spliced from 63 exons. The record is from RefSeq and is a predicted model, not a curated record. NCBI's taxonomy places the organism in Eukaryota, Metazoa, Cnidaria, Anthozoa, Malacalcyonacea, Xeniidae. The coding region runs from base 176 to 10687 and encodes 3503 amino acids. Gene Ontology annotation, cellular component: peroxisome.
CAGAAAUCAAAGAACACUGAACAUUGUCAACAGUCUUUGAUAAAUAAUACAGAUGAGGAACUCUCUGAUUUGACAUUGCUUGAGAUUUUUAAUUGCUGGUAUGGAAAUUGUAUUUAAAAUCAUUUCUACUGCUGUUAUCUUUUGAUUAUACCAACAGGCAACAGUACGAGAGAAUAUGAUUUCUCCAACUGCUGAUGAUGAUCUCAAUACCUUAGACAACAGCAAGCCUGAUGCCAGUCAGAUUUAUCUUCUUAAUGGAAAGAAUUACAGAAUAUCUCGUAGCAUUAAAGUGUCAUGGUUUUUUGAUAACUUUGGCAAAGUAAUUGUGCCAAACAAUGAUGAUGUCAUUAAAUCGUCAGAAAAAGAGCUUGAAGUGCUGUCUGUUGUAUCAAAAUCUUCCACAAAACAUUCUGAGAGAUGCAUUGUCGUUCCCUCAACACUUGUUAUUUUUCUUGGAAGAAUGUAUAAGUUUGUGUUUUGUUUGGAUGUUAGUCAAUCUUUGGCUAGUGUGGAUUUAUUUUCUGGAAAAGUUGUAAAUGAACUAUCCUUUGAAAGCUUUGAAAACUGUCUUCGUGGUCUAGUUUUACCGUUUACAGUUCCUGGAAGUAAUUUGCUACUCACUCCAGAAUUAUAUGUUACAGUUCUUGGUUAUAAUGGUGUCGUAGAGUGUGGUACAGUCCAGGUUUUAGUUGAGGGUUGUCUAGUCACUCAGAAUAAUAUCGAAAAGAUUCUGUCUUCUGUUCACAAACAGUUACUAGAAAUGGAAAAUAAGAACGCUCAUGCCAUCCAGUUUUAUGACAAACAGAAUCAAGAAGAGAAACAAAAAUUCCCUCAUACAGCGUUGGAACUGUCUAUUGUGGUCAUGUUGAAAAUGUCUAUUUUAUCUUUAGAGCUUCUUCCUAGAAAUGCUAGUGGAGGUAUUGUGAUCAUAAGUGAUGGUGUCUUUGGUCUACCAAAUGCCGCUAUGGUUCAUGCAUUACUGGCUCAGUUGAGAUCUCAUACUGUCUGUUGUUCAUUUGUGAAAGUGGGAAGCCCCUUUCAGGCACACUGUAGUUUGGGUUAUAUUCCAAAUACGGAUCUGAUGAAGUUUUUGGCCAACGCAACUUCCGGAGCUUACUUAUCUAAAACACUUCCAGUAGAUGAGCUUUCUAAUAAUGAACUACCUUUAAUGAAUUUUUAUCAAAAAGCAUUUCUUUGUUGGAGUUUUCAAUGGGAAUACGACUUGGGAAAAAUUAGUUUUUGGGAAGAGUUGAACCAUGAAGGAGACGAUGUUCUUCAUAAAUGUUCUAGUUUGUCGUUAUCUUUACAUCAGUGGGAUAAAGCUCUUACUGAGCCAUUGAUACGAAAGAAACAUGUCGAAAAAACUUUACAAACGUCCAUAUCAUGCGUGUUGUCGAUUCGUUUACGUGAAGGAUAUUGCAUUAAAGAUAUCGCGUUCCAACGAGGUGGAAAGGAACUCGUUGUUAAAUUGUUGUUGCUAUGGAAACAGAAUGCUUAUAUUGAAUAUACAGCGUCAUCUGUUUGGCCAGUUCCAGUCUCAAGUGCUUGUACAAAGGUGGACAUAAUUGUUCAAGGAACGUACGGAUUUCUCCAUGAUGUUUAUACAAAGAAACUUUUCUCAAUGAAAGGAUAUAGGGCAAAUGUUGUGGAAACGUUCAAUCUUGCUCUGAAAAAUCUUGAAUUCACGGAUUCGUUGUUGGUUAACCUCCAGUCGUUUUCCUCUAAUCCACUUUAUUACUCUACUCCUGAAUCAGUAAGAAGAGGUGUGCCUCUUUUUCAUUUACCACCAAAUUCUCUACAUCCGGUAUUGGUUGUGGAACAAGGAAAAACUAAAAAAUCCUCGAAAUCACAAGAAGCACAAUUUGCUGCAUUCUGGAGGGCAAUCUUGACCCUGGAUGUCAAUAAUUGGCAACGUUGGAUGCAUUGUCAUCGUAUCAAUAUGGUUUUAGAGCAUGACAGACCUCUUCCAAAAUCGUUGUUCUUGCCGUCAGUUACUGAUCGUUCUCAUCAUAUUCACUGUCGAAAUUCUCUCAGCUCUCUAGCAGUCUUCCUAAAGGAAUGGAGUUCUUUUGCUUUAGCUGAGAAUCAUACUUACAUUAAGUUUGUUGAAGGUAAUGAUCCAGAAGAUCCACCUAGGUCUUUUUGCAUCGUACGCAUAUCUUCCAAAGCUCCCUCUAUCGUGGUACGAAUUGCGUUUUUGGGUGGAACACCUGGAGCAGAGAGACACAAGAUCGUAAAUUCUCUUUAUAAUGAUCUGAAAGAAAUAAAAGCUCCAUUUUCUUCUUCUGAGAAAUCUUCCAAACCGACGGAUGGGGAUAAUGAAGUCGAGAGGCCAAAAAAACUUGUUUGUUUGAAACUUUUACACAAGCCAUUGGAUAGAAUACUCGUCAGAUACGAAGAACAACCCAAAGAGUUUGUUAUCCGACCAUCAUUACACAGCAAAGAUUCCUCGAGAGUUAUUGAAACGUAUGAACCAUGGAUGUAUCCUUCGAAAGGAAAUCAUGAUUCCUCACUGAAAGUUCUAUCGCGAUUUCUCUAUCAUCAACGUUGGGUGUUUACUUUGCAUCCUAAAAGAUUGGAUUCUACUACUCCACCCGAUACUGUAUCCAAGAUAUUGAAAUAUAUAGCAAAGGUUCGAGAGAAUCAAGGGUAUACAUUUGUUUUCAGUAAUCUAGGAGUGACAACAAUGUUUAAAGAAUUUAAUGUUAAAGAAACUCAUAAUGAUGACAAAGCACCCAACACAUGUAUCGUACAGUUAGUUCUAUUUCCACCAAUGACGUUGUCCAGUCAUAAUCGUGUUGUUCGCUGGGCAUGUGAUAACCGCCUUCCCGAAGAUGAGAGGGAGCUGGAACUAGUAGUAGAGGUUUGGGUUGAACCUCAACAUGGCGUGGUUGUCGAAGAGGAAAUUCCUGAUUAUUUACAUGGAAAGCAAUAUUUUGAAAUAGCAGCCAAGAUUUUUGAAGAAGAUGUUGAGAUUAUUUCAGUAUGGUUGACAUUUGAUCAUAUCUGUCGCAUGUGUGAUGAUCAAGUUGUACAUUGCCCCAAUGAAGCGGUAAAUGACGUCAUGCCUCCGCCUACUGAUCCAGACAAAAUGUCGCUCAUAUAUGAAAUUCCUUUUCCUUUCAAUGUGAUAAAACUUCUUACUCAUUCAAGACAAGUGAAAUUUCUUUUUUCCACAUUAAUAGAGCACGAAAGAGGUUCAUCAAGAUCCACUUAUCAUCGAAGUAACGAUAUUUUGUUUGAUCACAUUCUCGAUCACAUGAAAAGAUUUCACGAUAGAGAAUUGAUUCUCACUCCUGAAGAUUCAAAGACUUUUCUUGAAUUCCUUUUACAUCGUUGUGAUGUUGAGAAAUGUCCACCACACGUCGAAAACAUAACAUGGAGAUGUUUUACGAGAAUUGAAAAUAGACAUUUAUUAUUAACGUUUUUACCUGCAACCUAUAAAGCAUUACAAUCUUUUGCCAAGAUUUUGAAAGAAGACGAGAAUGCGCUAAGAAUAAAAGGGAGACAAAAUAUUUCAACGUCAAAUGUAUCUUUGUUGUCUGAUGAGACUGAAGUGGAGGAUGAAUGUAGCGAAACUGUGGGAAAAUUUUGGCGUUCUAGACGAUCCAGUGAAGGAAGUUGUGUUGACCUGUCCAUCUUUGUUUAUGACUUUUCUUUGUCUUCAUUCAUGGAAAAUAAAUUAUUCAAAGAUAUCUUGUUGGACUACAGGGACAGCCUUGGAGAGUUUGGUUCGAACCCUGAUUUACAUACAUCCAAAGAACUAACUCACCAUUGUAUCAUUGUAUACGACAUGUUUUUAUAUUGCUUUGUCUCCACUGUGUUUGAAAGCUUACGAAAAAAUGAAUUUGUUGAUGAUGAUAAUGUGGAUGAAACACUUGCUAUCUGCUCAGAUAAUAUUCCAGAAGAGAUUGAUAUUUUUGGAUUUCUUGGAAGUAUUUGCGGUCAUAUUAAGCAUGCUUUCAUUGGUGAUAAAGAUUGCGAGGAAUCGUUGGAGGACUGGGACCGUGCUCAUGAAAGAAACGCUAUAGAAUUUUUGCGCGGUCAAAUUGUAAAACGAAACGAAUCUGUGUGGGCGCCGAAUUGUGAGGAAUUGUUAGGUUUACACGACUUUAUACAGAAAAGAUUUGACAAAGUUCUAAAGAAAUAUUUUUCACCAAUACCAAACAAGAAAGAUCACUAUUUUUACAAUCCAGACUUUUUAAAAGAUUUUUCACAGUCAGAUGAAGAUGAUGAAAGUAACGACGUUUCAAAUGAGACGAGCAGUGAGGCAUAUUCUGAUGUGGUGUUUGAAAAUGAUGAUGGCCUUUCUCCAUUUACCGAGAUGAAUGUGGAAAAUGAAAACGAUUCUUGUUUCGUUGCUGAUAUAACUGAAGACGUUCUGAAUAAAGAUGAGGGUGAUGAUGUUAGCCAAUCAAAUUAUCCUUCCAAUAUGUCUGAUAUGCAAAGUUCCAUUAAAGAGGAUAACUUAAUGGAACAGUUGGAAAAAGAAAACAAUGUACCAUUGUUUCUAAGUUUGAAUUGUACUCUAAGAGAUCGUAGUCAUUUAUCAAGUACAAUGGUUAGCUUACCAACUGAUUAUUUACCUGUAUGUUUUGGUGAUAUUUUGGACCAAGCUAACAGGGAUCCUGAUCAAUAUAUUGAUCCUACAAUCUCAACAUUAAACUUGACCUUGGAUCUCAUCUGUCUUGUUCCACCUCGGGAACCUGACUACUCACGAUGGAGGAAUCACAAUCAUGAAAAGGCUGACUCUCAAAGUUUGUCAAGUGGAAGUUCCAUUUCACAAAUUGAGAAAACAGUGAGAUUUGAAAAUGUCGAUGGUGGUGUUAAGUCCGUGUCAAUAUCAGUAUCACAUGAUAGAGAAAGUAGUUUGUUGGUGUCAGGAUUACCCGUUAGUCAGGUUGAAAGUAUUCGCGAAUUCCGUGAUGAGAUUAACUGGCUUCUUAAAGAUGAAAUUAUCUUCUCGUUGUGUCAUGUUCCGUUUAUAUCCAAACAGAUUCUCCAUACGGUUGCAGAGCACAUCAUUGAAUGCAAAAAAAUGGAAAAUCAUUCAAGUCGUUUCACUUCGUUAAAACUUGACUUUGUUUUAGAACAGGAAAAGAGUUUGUGUAUUUUCAUGGAGGAAUUUGAUAAAAUGAUGAUAGGUUGUCAUAAGUUAUCAAAACUGGAGGAUUAUUAUUAUCUACGUCUGUCGUCGUCAAUAAUGUCAAGAAAUGUGGUAUACAAUGAAGUGGAUGAUACGAAAUCUGAGCAGGAGAUAUCAACGAUUAACGAAGUUGAAAAUGAUAAUAAUGAUGAGGAAAUGUUUGUGAUGUUUGGAUCGAUGUUUAGCUCUGAUGGCAUUCCUGGAAAUGAUAUAAAGAUGGAAAAACAAACAUCUUUACAUGAUGAUUUCUCAGAAAUGUGGCUACUUCUUAGAAAAUCUGAAUCCGAUGUCGUUGAUGUGCUGUUUUAUGCACGAGAAUGCUGCAAUGGCGAAUAUUACUAUGACCUUUACACAAAUGCAAUCGAUGAAAUCAAGAAUUUGUGUCAUAUUGUUAAUCAGAAAAUGCUACUUCGUUACGUAUACGACAACAAAAUCUGCCAUCCAUUGUUACAACCGAGAUCUGAGGCCGAUAUUUGGAGUGAAAGUAUUUUAGGCUCAACUUCUGCGCAUCCUGUGUUAGGUGGCAUUGAUGGAAGUCAAGUAGUUGUACAAGAAUAUCGUUUUCAACCUGGACACUUUAAAUGUCCUGCAAAAUGGACGACACGUUUCCCAGUUCAUUUUAGAUGGAAAGACAACUCUAAACAAAAAAACAACGGCGCAGAUAGAGCACACAAAGCUUUAAAAAAUGUUUUGGAUAAGUUUGCUCUCAAUGAAACCUCUAGUAUGUAUGUGUAUCAGGAAAGAAAUGGAAGCAUUUUUUACUUCAAUUUGGAUUCUUCACUAUAUGUAAGUAAAGAAUCGGAAUUUGACGUUGGCAAAGAGGAUGGGAACAAAGAUGAAGAGCUUACCCAGUCUCCUCCUCUUUCUCCUUUAUCUUCUGUUCCUUCACAUGGACAAACUGGAGGAACGACUGAGGACGAACUGGUACACAAAAGAUCCUCAAUAAUCUCUUGGGGAUAUGUUGUAACUUCGGAAAAGGACACGAUCAGCUGUAGUGAUUCACUAAAUAGUUUUCCUGUUGUUGAACAUGUUGAAGAAUGUAUCAAACUUACAGUGUUUGGUGUAACUGAGCCAAGUGAUGAGAUAAAGAAAGAUUUAGUAAAUGUCUUACAAAGACGUCUUGAUGAUUUUACUCGUGAAAUAUUGACGAUGACGUUGGCUCGAAAUCCUAACACAAAGCUUACGUUACAAGACGUUCAGUUCAUCCAACCUGUUGAAUCUCCUCCAACUUCAUUUUUACAAUUGGUGCUGCCAUCAUUUGCUGUCAAGAAUCUUCAUCCUUUCUCGUUCUUUUUCAAACAACAUCUACUGAACUAUCUACAUACACCAAAGUAUUCUGCUCAAGCCGAAACAUGUCAUUUUAAGAAGUUUUCACGAAUGAAUGGAGGACAGGCUCAAACACAACCUGAAAAUGAAUCGUUUCUCUACACUAAAGCAUUUACUUCAGGAGGGAAAGGUGUUGCGUUCUUGUCUGUGAGUAUUGUUGAUAAACAUGGUUGUUCAAUAAAGGUUGUACCUGAGCAGAAAAAAGUUGGCUUUAUGGACGAAGAAAUGAUGUCUAGUCUUAAAAUGAUCACACAAAUUGUCAAUAUUGAUGAAUGUAGAACAAUUUCUGAUGAAAAUAUCCUUGUCGAGAUUUCUGUAUGGGAACGUGGUGAUAUUUGCAUUAGCGAUCUAGAAAAGAAAUUAACGAAAUCAAUACGUCAUGCAUUGUGUGACGUUAUUAUAGAAUAUUAUUUACUUUCAGCUUCCUUGUCAUAUAUACCUCAUCAAUAUUUAAACUUGUCCACCAAUAACUCUUCAUCUUUUGAUACAAGAUAUCGUAGAACACUAGACUGUGGACACGGGUACAGUCCCAAACCUGAUGAUAUCCAUUCACGUUCAUUCGCACCAGUUUCCUUCGCACCAUCGCCGUCAACUGUUUUGGAGGUCAGUAUACAUGAAAAUGUUAUUUUGGACUCGACGUCAGCCGUUAAACCACAAGAUGAAGAUUUUGUAAAUGGUCAACAUCCAAAAUUUAGCGAAACCUCUUCAUUAAAUAUUCCUGAUAACGAAUGUAAACAUCGUUAUUAUAGUGAAGGCAAUGGUAGAAAAUGCUCGGGUACUAAACACUUUCAAACUUUAUUUCGAUCAUUUUCAACUUCUUCUUCAUCAAAACUUGAACCUCAAGAUUUUGAAGAGAAUCUCAAACAUGGACGGUUUUCUCCCUAUGAGUUAUUUACUGAAAACGAGCUGACUGAGUCCAAACAACUUAGCGAGCAAGCAGUGCUUGCUAAUACACAAUACCUAUCGGACAAAACUCGAAAGAAGUCGGCAGAUGUGGCUAGAGACAGAGACGUUAGAGAGGAAGAAAUUCAGAAGAUGAAGGUAAAACGACAGAAAUACGAAAACGGUGAAACAGGAUAUUUGCAUCCCAGUUUUCAAGGUUCUGCACAAGAAAUGUUGACAUUUGCCAGUAAUCUUGACUCACCAUCCAUACGUAUUCAAAAAGAGACAUUAUUGACUCGAUAUUCUGUUGAUGCUUUGCUGUGCGAGCUCAUUCAUUUGGUGAAGAAUCUUUGUCCUGAUUUAGACACCAGAAUUUAUCGAGCCGUUCCAAGCUCACAAAGUUCCUUCAAUUUCAUCAAUCCCCAGACACUCCAUCAUGUACUGUAUGAUCCCAUCGGACGACCAUCACCAGUAAUUGAUGGAGAUGAAACGCUUGUGGAUCACAAUGAAUCUUCAGUGACGAAUGAAACAAGAGCAAAUGGACCAUUUGUUCUUGUUGCACGUUGUUUAAAGCAAUGGAAGUACAAUUUACACUGUUUGCAACAUCCUUAUUACUUGGAGAACGACGCAGAAUUGUCUCAAAAAGAUUAUUACUCGACGCAAAUGUUUCAAUCAUGGAAUCCAAACUCAAUAGAAGAUGCGAAUGAACGUGCUAAAGACAGUACAGCUGCAUUUUCUAAUGUUUUACCAGGCUUUGUGUCUCGUCAGAGCUUAAUCAUCAUUGACAUCAAAGAUAAAGAGAUCGUUGCUACAACCUAUAAUAUUUCCAAUGAAACACAUAACCAGUUUUAUGUUCGUCUUAAACAACUUGCACACUGGAACAACGCUCGUUGUCAUCUUGUUUCCUGUUUAAUGCAUCAAAAAAUGGGCCUGUUUCAUCAUGCAGUUUUUAAACAUUUUGAUUCAAAAACCAAGGCGAUCAAUCCUUUUUGUGAGUCAGUUGAAGACCAUCAUUUGUUUACAUUACUAAAACAAACAUCUCCAAUUUCUUCAGAGAAGAACUCCACUCACAAACAAAUUCCCUCCGUUGCGAAAUUAUUGUUUGAAGAAACCUUUCGUGAUGUCACUCCUCCAAAGCCUCUUCAAAAAACCAAACAUUCUCAUUACCGCGAUCCUGUCAAACGACAUGGUGCUCAGUUUCAGGAAAUACGAGCAAUGCAAAUAAUAGCGGCAGUAGAAAAUGCUGAGCUUCAAAAGUUGUUUACAACUUGGUUACAAGGUGGAGGUUUGCCUGUGUAUUUUAAGGAUAUAGUUUUGUUAAAACGUCAAAGUUGUCUUCUUCAUUGCUGUAAAACACCAUUCUUAGUGUGUCAUGAAUGGAUAACUAAUAUUGAGAAAAAAAUUCAUUCAAUCCAAGCUACGAGUGAAGAAGAGAGAAGAAAGAACGAAGGAGCAAAGAACGAAGAUAAAACAAGAAUUGAUGAUGUAAAAGAAGAUCAGUGGCAUUUUAAACUAAGAGAAGAAUUUAUUAAUUACUAUACUCAAUUCUUACAAUCUCAACAAUUUUCCAGGAUACAGAUCACCCAUGUACAAACAAAACCAAGUAAACCAUUACGCAAGGCAGAAAAACAGAAGCUCACAAGUGAUACAGUCGACCAUAUCAAAAAGAAGCAGCUUCAUUAUUAUCUUCAAAAGACAAUUGAUGGCAGUAAAGAUGAGGAAACAUUUGCUUAUGACGGUGGUAUCAUGUUAGUCGAGUUGGGAUAUGAGGGCUAUCAUUUUUCUGUCAAAUUGUAUACGUUUGAAUCAAGUAGACUUCUGAAGGAUAAAACUUCCGACCACCAGGCAAAAGCGAACUUUCAUGCAGAAUGUCUAAAAGUUCGAGAUCUUACUCAUUUAAACUCGUUCAGCUACGAUUUUCACUUACGUCAUGUACAAUAUUCCUUGUUUGGACAACGUUUGCUAUUUCCCAAAGGAUUCAGGCUCACAUCUAUGUUGAGUAAAUUAAUGAGUGUUUAUAUUUAUCCACCAAAAUUUUCAUGGAAUCAUAUUUGCAAAGGUCAACUGUCUUUGCCUUUGACUCGUUUAUCACAGAAAAGUGUUUAUAACUACGCAGUGGAACAUUGUGAGAGAUAUGGUCUCUCAAAUGUUGAAAUGAAUGCAACCGAAAAUGUAACAGAACAUGUUCUUGUUUUGAAACAAGAGCAAGAUAAAUAUUACAUCUCCGUAAUUGCCAAGCUUGAUACAGAUGCUCUGGAAGGACAUUUAGGGUUAAAAUUUUACGUCGUUAAAACACAUGGCCGUCAAGUGUUCCCUAAAAUGAAACCAACAAAUGAUAUCUUGUGGAGAAAACAAUCUUCUUCUUCAAUUACUGAAACAGCAGGAAGAUUUCGUCAAUCUUCGGGUUAUUCUCGUUUGUCAAAUAGCUCUGAACAUGAUCUGUGGACUGUUAACAUGACAGAUGAAAACAUCAAACGAUCUUCAUCAAGUCCACAAUUUAUGACCUCGUUACCAAUCUCCCAAAGUCAUGAAGAACUAGUCAAAAAUUUACCCAGCAACAUUCAUAGUUCUCAUAAUUCAUCAAACACACAAAAUCCCUCUGUGAUCAAGAUAAAUCCUGCUAACGAUAGACCCUAUAUCAUAGCUGGCUUAGAAGCGGAUCCAUCGGAUACUCUAAUGUCUUGGGACCUUCGUAAUCUUGGUUACGAUGCGGAUAAAUGUUACCAAAAAUUAAUUACAGCAAUGAGCUCAGCACAGUUGGACUGUCUUCGAGAUCAUCUCUGGCAUUUAUUGAUGAAGGGAUCAAGUAGUGAAGAGACUGGAACGGAGAGCUCAAUGUGGAAACCAAAAGGGCGUAGAAAGACAGAACAUCGCAGAGUUUUUAAUGAUUUUACUGAUUCAUCAUCACUCAAGGAUAUCGAUGACUCUAACUGCAAGAUGUCGUUUGAAGAUUUUGAAAGUUUGUUGAAGCUUACACAGCCAUUGUCAUUUUCAUCGUUUGACGAAAUGUUGAAACCAUUCUUAUCUAUGGAUUCAUCUUGGUAUUUUCAUCUUUGGACAACUUUGCUUGCGAAAUUCGGAGAUCACACACGAGAAUUUACUCGAAAUGACAGCAAAAUUCGUCAUUUGGUUGUUCUCAAUUGUAAAAAUCGUGAUAUGUUUGUAGUUAUAACAAUUCAUGAAAACAAUGGUACCACGGAAAUGAAGAUUGUCAAUCGUCUACUGACUGAAGGCAACAAUAAAAAUGAUCUCGUUCUAAAAUCUUGUGAAGAAUUUAUGGCCGAAAUCAUCAACGUUCUGUGUUAUCAAAUGUGGAGUGGUUUGCUUAUUUAAUAAACAACAGUGUUGGAGAUUCAAAGCAAGAAUGGUCGAUAAAUCAAAGACAUCCUGUGCUCACAUGAACUCAAAGCAUGACGACUAAAAGAGAAAGUUCUUAUGGAAACUACGAUGACGUGAUAUGAUGUCUACAGUUGUGUUUAUACAAGAGAAGAUCAUGUUUUGGCGCGGAUACAAUCCCAUAAAAGUGUAUAUAAAGCUCAGUUCUCACUUGCAACAAAAGCAUAAACUAGAAGUGAUAGUUUUGAUAAUCUUAUGCUUAAGUUUUGUUGCAAGUGAGGAGGCUUAAAACAUGUAAAAUACAUUACAUGAUCUUUUUUUAUGAAAUAAAAAUGAAUACUUACAUCCGUGGUGGAAAUUUUUAUUUGAAUGCAAGCGAUAAACAUUUAGUAGGCUUUAGGUCAUUAAUUACCAGUAAAGACAAGAAAAGUAUUUAUUGUAUAAUUAUAAUAAAAUUGACAUUCUUUAUAAGAGUUCUUGAAUUUGAAAUAUACGACUAUUUUAUGACAUUUUUUUACUAAGGGAUAAAUCAUAACGAAAUUCUUGAUACUGUAAAUAAUAAUUGUAAAUUAAAUACAACAAGAAAUGUCCACACGAAAAAA